Leptinotarsa decemlineata (Colorado potato beetle) is the source of this 1075-nucleotide messenger RNA. RefSeq names its product Proteasome beta2 subunit. The record is from RefSeq and is a predicted model, not a curated record. Gene Ontology annotation, molecular function: threonine-type endopeptidase activity. Gene Ontology annotation, cellular component: cytoplasm; proteasome core complex. Lineage: Eukaryota; Metazoa; Arthropoda; Insecta; Coleoptera; Chrysomelidae.
AUCUUAUGUCUGUCAAUCUGACACUCAAACUAGCUAUCAUCGAGUACUACGAGUACACAGAACUUUCUGUACCGAAACCAAAGAGCUAAACUUCAAAUUGGUUUAUUUAGCAGAAAUAGAAUUUUUUUUGAAAUUCAUAAAUAAAGAUGUCUGUUUUGUGUCCUGAAAUUCCAGCGCCAGGCUUUUCAUUCGAGAAUUGUAAAAGAAAUGCAUUGCUGGAAGGCAAGGGAUUCGCUCUACCAAAAGCUACUAAGACUGGUACCACCAUCGUAGGAAUUACUUAUAAAGAUGGAGUCAUUCUUGGGGCCGAUACCAGAGCCACAGAAGAUACCACAGUUGCAGACAAGAACUCUGAGAAGAUUCACUAUCUUGCUCCAAAUAUGUAUUGUUGUGGUGCUGGUACAGCCGCGGACACAGAGAUGACCACUCAGAUGAUCUCGUCUCAAUUGGAACUCCACAAACUGCACACUAAUCGCAUCGCCAGAGUCUGCACAGCUAACCAGAUGCUGAAGCAGUAUCUGUUUCGUUACCAGGGCUACAUUGGUGCUGCUCUUAUCCUCGGAGGAGUUGAUGUCGAAGGUCCCCAUCUCUACAUGAUUUACCCCCACGGGUCUAGUGACAACCUCCCAUAUGGCACGAUGGGCUCGGGCUCCCUGGCCGCCAUAGCAGUAUUCGAGUCCCGCUGGAGACCCAACUUGGAGGAGGAGGAAGGUGUACAGCUUGUCAGAGACGCGAUUGCUGCUGGUAUCUUCAAUGAUUUGGGGUCUGGAUCGAAUAUUGAUGUCUGCAUCAUUCGGAAGGGGUCUGUCGACUAUAGGAGGACUUAUGACGAGGCCAACAAGAAGGGGCUCAAGCAAGCUUCUUACAGGUAUCCCAAGGGUACCACUCGUGUUCUUUCUUCUAAAGUUGUGGACGUAGAGGAAGUUUCGGUGCAGAGAAUUGAGCCCGAACAGAUGGAGAUUGUUUAGGGAACAGGGUGUUGGUUUUUUUGUAAGGUUAUAAGUAAAUGAGCUGAUGUUUUCUUCAAACUGAUCUUUAUUAUAAAAAUAUACAAAAUAAAUAGUAUAAAAUAUGA